Molecule: messenger RNA, 517 nt
Organism: Microplitis demolitor
Lineage: Eukaryota; Metazoa; Arthropoda; Insecta; Hymenoptera; Braconidae
Product: general odorant-binding protein 69a
Exons: 5
Coding region: 20-433 (137 amino acids)
Biological process (GO): sensory perception of smell
Molecular function (GO): odorant binding
Source: RefSeq, a predicted model, not a curated record
UGAUAGUAAAACUUCAAUCAUGUAUCGACUCGCAGUUGUAUUCAUUUUCGCUUCGGUUUUAGUUUUGAGUGAAUCGGCAAUAACUGCCGAAGAUCUUAUGAAAUUUGGAAUGGCUCGUAGAACAUGCGAUCGUACCACUGGAGUCGAUCCCAGUAUAAUCGAUCGUGUACUCCAAGGUGAAAUGGUAAAUGACCCGCAGUUUGAUUGCCACGUCGGUUGUGUAUUGAAAGAAUUGAAUUUGUUGACUGCAGAUGGUUCUCUGAAUGUUGAAGUAGCCGCCAGUAAAGUUCCUGAAAAUUUACCAUUCCACGAUCAGCUUGUCAAUGCAAUCAGAUCAUGUGGCAGCAGAAAGGGUAAUGACCAAUGUGAAACAGCACACAUGCUCUUCGUUUGUUUCCAUGAGAAUAAUAUUCCAAAUCUUAUUAUGGGAUAAACAGGAUUGAAAAGUUAUAAAAAUUAUUGAUAUUGUAUCUGGUGCAGGUAAACUUGUAACGUCGUGAAUGAAUAAAGUUAAUGA